GAGCAUAGUUGACUGGAUCAACAGCUGUGACACAAGCAGGGACACACAAACCGGUUUGAGAGAUUCUUUUUUUAUUUUUUUUUUCCCUGGUCGUCAUCUUUUGUUCACUACAGGAGUAUUUCUAAAUGGAUGUGUAGCUGUGGAUUACAGGAGAGGGAGUGUUGAAUUAUUUUCUUGGAGUUAUCUUUUAACCAUCAACUCAAAUCAACAGGAAACCUCAUAAGGAUUUUUUUUUUCAAACUUUCUUUUCAGUUCAACAACCCUUGGAAGAUCAUCAUCAGCCGUUUUUUAAAAUGCGUUUGUUUCGCCGGCGUGUGUCUCCUCUGAAACUGGUUCUCCUGGGAGGCACUCUCUUCAUGGCAGCCCUGGUGGUUCUCCAGAGGGACGUUGGCUCUGCAGCUGCCGGGGACCCCUGGCUGCAGGGGCUGGUCAACAAAGGGGACAAGAUGAUGGUCAUGGUCAGAGAGGCCGUGAACAACAUCGGCCACCAGAUCAAAGCUCCGGAGGCCCCACCGGUGCAGGAGCUGCCCAGCCAGGAUCCCAAAUGCCCAACUGGGUUUUACACCAGGGCGGAGCUCAGACCUCACAUUGAGAGACCACCUCAGGACCCCCAAGGCCCUGGAGCUGAUGCCAGGGGAUUUCAGAAAGACCAGAUGACCCCUGAUGAGGAGAAGGAGAAGGAGGAGGGCAUGACGCGGCAUUGUUUCAACCAGUUUGCCAGUGACCGCAUCUCGCUCAGUCGUAGUCUUGGUGAUGACACAAGGCCCCCAGAGUGUGUGGAGAGAAAAUUUCCUCGGUGCCCUCCUCUGCCUACCACCAGCGUCAUCAUAGUCUUCCACAACGAGGCUUGGUCAACGCUCCUCAGGACAGUCCAAAGCGUCCUUCACACAUCUCCCGCUAUCCUGCUCAAAGAGAUCAUCAUGGUUGAUGACGCCAGUACCGCAGAGCAUCUUAAGAAUCAGCUGGAGGUGUAUGUGCAGCAGUUCAAGAUUGUCCGAGUGGUCAGGCAGCGGGAGAGGAAGGGCCUCAUCACAGCCAGGCUCCUGGGUGCAAGUGUAGCUCAGGCUGAAGUUCUCACCUUCCUUGAUGCACACUGCGAGUGUUUCCACGGUUGGCUGGAACAUCUCUUGAUCCGCAUUGUUGAAGAGCCCACUGCUGUGGUUAGCCCAGAAAUCAGCACCAUCGACCUCAACACCUUUCAGUUCAACAAACCUGUGGCCACUAACCGCGCCUUCAACCGAGGUAACUUCGACUGGAGCCUGACUUUCGGUUGGGAGGCAAUACCCGAGGACGCAAAGAAGCUGCGCAAGGAUGAAACGUAUCCUGUAAAGACACCUACUUUUGCUGGAGGCCUCUUCUCAAUCUCUAAGAAGUACUUUGAACACAUUGGAACAUACGAUGACAAGAUGGAGAUCUGGGGAGGAGAAAACGUAGAAAUGUCUUUCAGGGUAUGGCAGUGUGGGGGUCAGCUAGAGAUCAUCCCUUGUUCUGUGGUGGGCCAUGUCUUCCGCACUAAAAGCCCACAUACUUUCCCUAAGGGCACUGAGGUCAUCACUCGCAACCAGGUGCGCCUGGCUGAAGUCUGGAUGGAUGACUAUAAGAAAAUCUUCUAUCGCCGCAACAAGAAUGCUGCAAUUAUGGCCAGCGAGAACAGGUAUGGAGACAUCUCUGAUCGCUUAAAACUGAGGGAGGGGCUUCACUGCAAGAACUUCACUUGGUACUUGGACACGAUUUACCCAGAAAUCUUCAUGCCAGAUUUAGCCCCAGAAAAAUUUGGAGCACUUCAAAACUCUGGCUCCAGAACCUGUUUGGAUGUUGGAGAGAACAACCAGGGAGGUAAACCUGUGAUCAUGUACCAGUGUCACAACAUGGGAGGCAACCAGUACUUUGAGUAUUCAUCUCAUAAGGAGCUGCGCCAUAACAUCGGAAAGCAGCUGUGUCUUCAUGCCACAAACCCACCAGAGUCGGUCAAGCUUGAGCUUUGCCAGUUAAAGGGAAAAGGUACCAGUGUGGCACCACAGCAGGAGUGGAUCUUUACACAGGAAAACCUUCUGAGGAACCCCAGCAGCGGGAAGUGUUUACAGUUGAAAGGAGGUCAGAUUCAGAUGGACUACUGUAAUCCUGCAGAUGCCUCCCAGCACUGGAGCUUCAGCUGACCUCCCAGUGCCCCCACUGGGUGACCUCUGUCUCCUCGUGUCCACCUCCUCCUCAGACUCUGCACAUCGGAGUCAAAUCCUACUCUUCCAGAAGGACCUGCUGCAGAUCUCGGGGCGUUUGGCCACACUGAUGUCCAGUGAAAGAUGGAGGGGGGAAAAAAAGCAAAGACAAUAACAUUUUAUAACAAACCCCCAGUUUAGGGGUUAUUUUAAUUGUUCUUAAAUAUAUUUAUUGAGAAAUUAUGUGUGGUUGGGGAUCUUCAGACAUGUAAAGACUUUGCAUUGAGGAGCGGCAGCUUGAAAAAGGUUUUUAAAUACAGUGAGUUUAAUUCACUUGUUUAACUCCUGGCUGAACUUUUUUUUGUCUGACAAUGAAUUUUGAAAUGUUAAAUGUGUCAGAGUCAAGAGUAAGAGAGAUCUGUCUUUAAAUAAAUCAUAUGGUUUUAUUUUUAAUAAAAAAUCUUCUGUUUUUGAUCAAUUUUAGUUCACCUUAGAUAUUUACAAUAUUAAUUCAGACAUUUUAUACAGAAUUAUUUUGUACUGUAAUGCCAUUUGUGUGUCGUGGCUAAUUAAUGAACUCUAUAGAACAAUCAACCCUUUCUUGCCAUCCCAGAAUUUUCCAACUGAUUUUUAGACCGGGUAAUAAAUCAACAUA
Messenger RNA from Cololabis saira (Pacific saury), 2811 nucleotides. It is a transcript of the gene galnt6, whose product is annotated as UDP-N-acetyl-alpha-D-galactosamine:polypeptide N-acetylgalactosaminyltransferase 6 (GalNAc-T6). The transcript has 10 exons. The record is from RefSeq and is a predicted model, not a curated record. Lineage: Eukaryota; Metazoa; Chordata; Actinopteri; Beloniformes; Belonidae. Gene Ontology annotation, cellular component: Golgi apparatus. The coding region runs from base 294 to 2156 and encodes 620 amino acids.